Molecule: messenger RNA, 6670 nt
Organism: Mesocricetus auratus (golden hamster)
Lineage: Eukaryota; Metazoa; Chordata; Mammalia; Rodentia; Cricetidae
Gene: Pik3r1
Product: phosphoinositide-3-kinase regulatory subunit 1
Exons: 16
Coding region: 518-2692 (724 amino acids)
Biological process (GO): insulin receptor signaling pathway; phosphatidylinositol phosphate biosynthetic process
Cellular component (GO): phosphatidylinositol 3-kinase complex
Molecular function (GO): protein binding; 1-phosphatidylinositol-3-kinase regulator activity
Source: RefSeq, a predicted model, not a curated record
GGACGGCUGUGCAGUCAAAGAGCCGGGACAGCGAAGCGCCGGCGGGUCGCAGCUGGAUCGCAGGCGCCUGGGAACUGUGAGCUGGAAAGACCGCUGAAGCCCAGGUCCGGCAGAGGAAGGAAGCGAGCCGCUCCGGAGGUCAAGCUGGGAGUGGAGUGUGGCAGUAAAAGCAGACGACAGAUGGACAGUGUGACAAGAACGUCAGAGAGGAUUGGGCCUCGUUGCGAGAGUCAGCCUGGAGUCAAGGUGUUGACAAGCCGCUGAGAAGGACAGCAGGGAGGACCGUGGCAGGCAGAGGGAGUAGAGCCCUGUCUUCAGUCACACCAUUGAUGGAGGACAGAUGGACAGCCGGACGGCCAGCCACCUCUCUUAAACCUUUGGAUAGCGGUCCUUCGUCCUCUGCCGGCCACCCGACAGGGAUUUCAGCCCAUUCUCCGAACUUGCUUUCCCUCAACACGUAAACUCGGACUGCAGUGUCCAAGCAGAUUCCUCUGUUGCGGGUGACAGGGCUGCAAACAUGAGUGCCGAGGGAUACCAGUACAGAGCGCUGUAUGACUACAAGAAGGAGAGAGAGGAGGACAUCGACCUGCACUUGGGUGACAUACUAACUGUGAAUAAAGGGUCCUUAGUGGCACUCGGAUUCAGUGAUGGACAGGAAGCCCGGCCUGAAGAUAUUGGCUGGUUAAACGGCUACAAUGAAACCACCGGGGAGAGGGGAGACUUUCCAGGAACAUAUGUUGAAUAUAUUGGAAGGAAAAGAAUUUCACCUCCCACUCCCAAGCCCCGGCCCCCUCGACCUCUUCCUGUUGCACCAGGUUCUUCAAAAACUGAAGCAGACACUGAGCAACCAGCUUUGACCCUUCCCGAUCUGGCUGAGCAGUUUGCCCCUCCUGAUGUUGCCCCACCUCUCCUUAUCAAGCUUGUGGAAGCCAUCGAGAAGAAAGGACUGGAAUGUUCGACUCUAUACAGAACACAUUGCUCCAGCAACCCUGCAGAAUUACGACAGCUUCUUGAUUGUGAUGCCGCCUCAGUGGACUUGGAAAUGAUUGAUGUACAAGUUUUAGCAGAUGCUUUCAAACGCUAUCUCUUGGACUUACCAAAUCCCGUCAUUCCAGUAGCUGUUUACAAUGAAAUGAUGUCUUUAGCCCAAGAAGUACAAAGCUCUGAAGACUACAUCCAACUAUUGAAGAAGCUCAUUAGGUCGCCUAAUAUACCUCAUCAGUAUUGGCUUACGCUUCAGUAUUUGCUUAAACAUUUCUUCAAGCUCUCUCAAGCCUCCAGCAAAAAUCUUUUGAAUUCAAGAGUACUCUCUGAGAUUUUCAGCCCUGUGCUUUUUAGAUUCCCAGCAGCCAGCUCUGAUAAUACUGAACACCUCAUAAAAGUGAUAGAGAUUUUAAUCUCAACUGAAUGGAAUGAACGACAGCCAGCACCAGCACUGCCCCCUAAGCCACCCAAGCCCACUACUGUAGCCAACAACGGCAUGAACAACAAUAUGUCCUUACAGGAUGCUGAAUGGUACUGGGGAGACAUCUCAAGGGAAGAAGUGAAUGAAAAACUCCGAGAUACAGCUGACGGCACCUUUUUGGUACGAGAUGCGUCUACUAAAAUGCACGGCGAUUAUACUCUUACACUAAGGAAAGGAGGAAAUAACAAAUUAAUCAAAAUAUUUCACCGAGAUGGAAAAUAUGGCUUCUCUGAUCCAUUAACCUUCAACUCUGUGGUUGAACUAAUAAACCACUACCGGAAUGAGUCUCUAGCUCAGUACAACCCCAAGCUAGAUGUGAAGCUACUCUACCCAGUGUCCAAGUACCAGCAGGAUCAAGUUGUCAAAGAAGAUAAUAUUGAAGCUGUAGGGAAAAAGUUACAUGAAUAUAAUACUCAAUUUCAAGAAAAAAGUCGGGAAUACGAUAGAUUAUAUGAAGAAUACACCCGUACUUCCCAGGAAAUUCAAAUGAAAAGAACAGCUAUUGAAGCAUUCAAUGAAACCAUAAAAAUAUUUGAAGAACAAUGCCAGACCCAGGAGCGGUACAGCAAGGAAUACAUAGAAAAGUUUAAGCGUGAAGGCAACGAGAAAGAAAUUCAAAGGAUCAUGCAUAACUAUGAUAAGCUAAAGUCUCGCAUCAGUGAGAUCAUUGACAGCAGGAGGAGAUUAGAGGAAGACUUGAAGAAGCAGGCAGCCGAAUACCGCGAGAUUGACAAGCGCAUGAACAGCAUUAAGCCAGACCUCAUUCAGCUGAGAAAGACAAGAGACCAAUACUUGAUGUGGCUGACGCAGAAAGGGGUUCGGCAGAAGAAGUUGAACGAGUGGCUGGGAAAUGAAAACACCGAAGACCAAUACUCCCUGGUGGAAGACGAGGAGGACUUGCCCCACCACGAUGAAAAGACAUGGAAUGUUGGCAGCAGCAAUCGAAACAAAGCCGAGAGUCUAUUACGAGGGAAGCGAGAUGGCACUUUUCUUGUCCGGGAGAGCAGCAAGCAGGGCUGCUACGCCUGCUCUGUAGUGGUAGAUGGCGAAGUCAAGCAUUGUGUCAUCAACAAGACUGCCACCGGCUAUGGCUUUGCCGAGCCCUACAACCUGUACAGCUCCCUGAAGGAGCUGGUGCUACAUUACCAACACACGUCCCUCGUGCAGCACAAUGACUCCCUCAAUGUCACACUAGCAUACCCGGUAUAUGCACAACAGAGGCGAUGAAGCGAGCGCUGCCCUCAGAUCCAGUUCCUCACCUUCAAGCCACCCAAGGCCUCUGGGAAGCAAAGGGCUCCUCUCCAGCCCGACCUGUGAACUGAGCUGCAGAAACGAAGCCGGCUGUCUGCACGUGGGACUAGAGCUUUCUUGGACAAAAAGAAGUCGGGAAGACACGGCAGCCUAGGGCUGUUGGAUGACUAGACAUUUCUAACCUUAUCCUUUUUCUUUUUUUUUUUUUUUAAUUUAAAGCCACAACACACAACCAACACACAGAAAAAGAAAUGCAAAAAUCUCUCCGUGCAGGGACAAAGAGGCCUUUAACCAUGGUGCUUGUUAAUGUUUUCUGAAGCUUUACCAGCUACAAGUUGGAACUUUGGAGACCAGAAGGUAGACAGGGCUGAAGAACCUGUGCCUGGGACCGCUUGGUCCAGCCUGGUUUAGCCUGGGUGUCGCUGGGUGUGGUGAACCCAGACACGUCGCACUGUGGGUUAUUUCCUUUUUAAUGAACGUACGAUGUGGAACAGAGAGGCAUGUCUGCUCUCACAGGACACUUUGAGAGAACAUUGAUGCAGUAUGUUCAGAGGAAAAACAAAAACACCAGAAAACGUUUUGCUUAAAACUUGUCAAAUCAACAACCAACAACCCACCAACAGACAAAGGAGUGUGGACAGGGAACUUAAAAUGACAUUCAGUAUAUAAAAUAUGUACAUAUUAGUGGGUGACUAACUAUCAAAUAGAUGGAUUUGUAUCAAUACCAAAUAGCUUCUGUUUUGUUUUGCUGAAGGCUAAACGUGCAGUGCUAUGCAAUUCUUACUUUUUAUUACGUUGUUACCAGUUUCAAACACACCUUCAGAAGAAGCUUUCCCUCAUCCCAGUUUUUGUUGCUUGAAAAUAUUGUCCCUCGUUUUUUGUUAAUAUUUGUUUUGUUAUUCUUACCUUUUUUUUUUUUCUUAAGAAAUGUACAGGAUGCCAGAAAGGAAAAUGGCUUAAGAAUUAAAACUAUGAAAUAUUUUACAGUUUUUCUUGUACAGAGUACUUGGCUGAUAGCCCAAGGUUAAAAAAGUUCAUAACAGAUUUUUUUUUGACUAAAUGUUGGGCAGGGCCUGAUAAGCUUUGAAGCUGCUUUAUUCAAUAAAAAAGAAAAAGAAAAUGAUAUAUGAUGUGACAAAGUAUUGCUGAGUCCAACAGUGUUGUUUUAAGACUCUUGAAAUACGGUACCUGGCAAUGUUUGUUUCCUAAUGAAUUGUGAACUCCUUGAAUCUGGAGGGGGGAAGGUAGCCAUGGGUUGUAACAGGUGGGAGGGGGGCGGGUUGGGAGCGGGUAAGGUGGUGUGCACUUUCUGGGGAUUCCAGAGAAGGGGAGAAGUGAGGCUGCAACUCCAGAACUACUGUAACUCCAUCACAGCGUAGCUGCCAGCAUCUCUCUCCUCAUGAAAGAAGUGCUGAGUUUGUUUUGGGGUUCCUGGAAUGCGCUCUGUUUGUUGUUGUUGAACACACUGGUCUCAAGGUUGAAUCCCUGCAUUUAGAAAAUGUGUUCUUCCUCCUUUUAAUAUUGGAUUAGCCACAGCAGCCACCAACCAUUCAUUUUAACAAAAGCAUGGUCCGAAAGGCAAUCCUUUUGGUUGGACGUUUUGUUAUCUUCCUGGCUCUCCAUUCACUUUAGAACGUAAAGCGAGUCGACCCAAGUGGAUGGUCCCAGCGCUUUGUCGAAACAGUUAAAAGAGACGCAAAUGGCAGUUCUCAUGCACAUGUUGUGCAUGUUGUACUUCAUGGUGAGGAAAGGGAGCAGGAGAUGGCAUCUUUAAGAGAGUGUUCAAGUUUCGCUACGCUGAUGUGCGUGUGCAGAAACUGGCGUGUUCAUUGGGAAUUGUCAUGUGCUGUGAAGAGCAGAGGCUAACCGAAGUCAGUCGCCGCCCUGGUAGAUUCAGAGAGCACCUUCAGCUUCAUUUCCCCUUUCUCAGUAUUAGACACGCCCACAACUUUAUUUCUCUUCCCUUUCUAGACCAAGGUGAAGGUAUUUGUGUCUUUUGCUUUUGUUGUUUUCAGCUUUUGGAAUUUGCAGCCUGGUGGCUGGGUUAAUGGUCUGUAGAAUGUAUUUUUUUUUUCUUCCUAUGAAGCCACUGCUCAUCCUCACAAGGAAAAGUUCGUCAGCCAAACUGUGAGCCCGCAGACUUGACCCUUCUAACCUGACCACGUCCUUACUGCCAGGCAAUUGAUGAUUUCCUGGGUUUACUCUGGGCUUUGCAAACUCCAGUGGUAGCAUUCUGCCAUGCCACAUAAGACUGAACAGUUAAUAGUUGUUUGUAAGCUAGAUUUGUGGUUGGAGUUUGCUUUUCUUUUCCUUUUCUUUUUUAAGUAGCACAUCAUGUAUGCUAUCCCAUACAAACAACUUUCAUUUUAAUUUUUAAAAUAGAUCUGAGAUUAGCCAUUCCAUUACAAGUUCUGUUGGUGGCUUUUCUUCAACACUCUUUGCAAGAUGACUUGCAAAAAUGUCUCAUCUCACGAACUUUGGUACAAUAGAUUUUCCAUUGGUCAGAAGGCGGAAGUCAUUUUUCUACACAAUAGUGAAUCAUGUCGCACCUGUCCUGCUGAGUGCCUUUUUGAUGACAGGUUAGUAUGCCACCAACUCUGUCCUUAGAGAAGUCUGAUCACUAAGUUUCUGUGAUCCUCAAGGCAGUCAUCCAGUAGCAUCCAUUGAGUGGCUCAUAAAUGCAGCUGGAUACAGCACUCCUGAUAUGGAAGCAUCCCCACAUAGUUUUUCUCACCAACUGUCACACCUUAAAGACAGCCAGACACUAAGCUGCUGAGAGGCUGAGCUAGACUAAAGCAGUGGGCGGGUUGGGACCACAUAUCCCACACCAGAGCGGUCAUAACCACAUGAAAAGGCAGCAAGCAUAUGUUUGCAACUUUCGACAACUUCAUGGCCCUGGAUAUAUGUAUAUAUGUAUAUGUGCAUGGACUGUGUUUUCAGUACACCUUUCAGCCACGCAGAUCCACAGUCAAGUUCAAGUACAUAGCAAGCAGGUGUCUAGUACAGUCUUGUAUAUGUGUGUGGGCUUUUUUUUCCCCUUUGAUGUUGCUUCGUUUUGUCUUAUAAAGGUGAAAAUUGUUGGCAAAUGAAGUGAGAAGUUCAUCAUUUGACAUUUUUCUGUUUUUAGAAGCUAUGCCCUUUCAGGGAGCAGGUCUGGAUGAUUUGCUUACCUGACAUAUAUUCGCUUUCAGUGUUGUCAAGUCAGAGUGUGUUUCUGUAAGCUGUCAGUGUGAGGAACCAAUCCCUUUGUCAAGUAUCUGGUUAUGAAGUAGUAAUGUGGUUGGGAAGCCCUACUGUUGUUCCUUAUUGGGAGAAAGUUCCUGCUGGUUUUCCCAACUGUGCUUUUUGCAAUGCAUGGUAUCUAAGUCAGUUGGAAAAGUGGGCGUUGCUGUCUGUUUGAAUUUAGGGUCAUUUAAGAAAGGGGCAGUUAAAAGCACAAUGCCUCACAUGGGACAAAGUUCCAAAAUGCCAAAUUCUCCUGUUUUUUGUUUUGUUUUUUUUUACAAAAAUCUAUAGUUAUAUAUAAAAUAACUAGUAGUGAGGGUAGGGAGGAAGUGGCUCAUCGAACAGACUCUCCAACUUCACACUGAACUUGUCACCAUGUGAUAGCAUUGGCUGCCCAGGAUGCUGCUAUUUAAGAAAAAAAAAAAGCAAAACAAAAAAUGAAACCCACCCUCACUUAUAUGUGUGUAUUUUUUAAAGCUACACUCUGUUCAAUGUUUUUACGAAUCUGUUUAUAUGACAUUGCUAAAAUAAAGUUGGUCUUUUGACGAGAGGGAGGAUGUCAUGGUCAGUUGUGAUUUUGCCUUUACAAGGCAACUGGGGUGGGGGGAGGGAGUGUGCCUCCUUGACAUUUGUUCAAGUUAUAGAUUCAGUGAAGCUAUGUAUUGUUUUAAGUUGCUUAAUGCAUUGUAUUAGGUCCUCAAACAGAAUAAAGGUUGUUUUGAAACUUAA